CACUAUGUCGGUAAUACUAACUGAAGUUACCUCUUUAAUCGAGUGGAAGAUUUGUCCCAAGCACAUCAAAUUUGAUAUUAGUGAAGAAGAGCAGAAUAAAAGCAAAAUAAAUUUUUAUAAGAGUGGAUUUCCAGGUGUGGUGGGUUGUGUGGAUGGCACUCAUGUGCACAUUUCAGCACCUGAAAAGGAGCUGCAACACCUAUACAUAAACAGAAAAGGAUUUUUCAGUAUAAACGCGUUAAUGGUUUGCGAUUUCAAUAUGAACAUAACUUAUGUCGAUGCCACGCCACGCAUGAUUCCUUCAUAUGGAAUAAUAUUACGCUCAAGGAAAUUAUCUCGAAUAUCACAGGAGAAAAUACAUGGCUUUUAGGUGAUGCUGGGUUUCCGUUGGAGACAUAUCUGAUGACUCCAUUUCGAGUCGCAGUAAGUGGUAGUCCAGAAAGCAAAUACAACAAAGUACACUGCAAGGCGAGAAACAUUAUAGAACGGACUUUUGGCGUUUUAAAAUCAAAAUUUAGAUGCCUAUCUUCUGAGCGCGGACUUCACUAUGCACCACAGAAGGCAACUGCCAUCAUAAAUUCGUGUUGUGCCGUUUACAAUAUUGGACGUCGCUUUGAUUCACGUUUUGAAGAACCCAGUAUAGAAGCCGAGACUAUAGAGACAGAUUUAAAUUCUGAUUUUGAAACAAACAGCCAUAAUAUUCUAGCACAAGAAAUAAGAAAUAACUUGAUGAAUUCUUUCAUACAAUAAAAUCUCUUUAUUGAUAUA
This is a messenger RNA of Rhagoletis zephyria (snowberry fruit fly), 768 nucleotides long. RefSeq names its product putative nuclease HARBI1. The record is from RefSeq and is a predicted model, not a curated record. Lineage: Eukaryota; Metazoa; Arthropoda; Insecta; Diptera; Tephritidae.